GGCGAUGUUGAUGCUCAGACACCUGUCGCAGCGGCGGCAGUAUGUCUAUCGGCAAUGCAUACGCACUCAACACACUCUCGCCCGCGGCGAGCGACCGAAGAAAAGAUGGGCUGCCGAAAACGCCGAUCAAGCUUCGCGACACGCCGAGUGGGAGGAGCAUGCCAGCAGGAUAAGACUGGGCGUACAGCAGAGCAUGUUGAGUGUUCUUGAGGAGCGAGGACUCGUCAAAGAUGUUGCUGGCGGCCGCCAAACGCUCGACUGGCUCCUCACCGAGAAGCGCAUAGGAGUCUAUGUCGGUGUCGAUCCUACCGCGCCCUCACUUCAUGUUGGUCAUCUGAUUCCGCUCAUGGCAAUGUACUGGAUGUACCUCCACGGCUACUACACCGUCAGCUUGCUAGGAGGAGGCACAGUGCAGAUUGGAGAUCCUUCGGGAAGAACCACGGCACGCUCAAGACAAGGCGCAGAUGUUCAGACUAUGAACAUUGAAAGCAUACGGCGACAGCUCGACAAGCUAUGGACCCAUGUCAAGUGUCUAGGGAUCAAGCAUCACUUUUCGCCGGAGACAAGCAGGAAGCAAGAGAUCCUCAACAAUCGAACAUGGCUGGAGAAGCUCAAUGCUGUGGAAUUGAUGAGAGACUUGGGCUCUGGCAUGCGUCUGGGCACCAUGCUGAGCCGCGACUCGGUCAAGCUACGCAUGGAAAGCGGCGAGGGUAUGGCCAUAUCCGAAUUUUCCUAUCCACUGUUCCAAGCCUACGACUGGUGGAGCAUGUACCGCAACCAGGGCGUGCAACUUCAGAUUGGCGGUUCAGAUCAAUAUGGCAACAUCUGCGCAGGCAUGGAUGCCGUCUCGCACAUGCGCAAGAUCCGCCAUCUCGAGUCCUCCCAGAAGGAGGAGGAGGACCCACGCCUCGCAGCCUAUGGUCUCACCACACCUCUUCUCACCACCGCCUCGGGCGAAAAGUUCGGCAAGAGCGCAGGUAACGCCGUCUGGCUCGACAAGACUAUGAUGAACUCGUUUGACUUGUACCAAUACUUCAUGCGCACCGCAGACGCAGAUGUCGAGCGCUACCUAAAGCUCUUCACCUUCCUCCCUCUCGACCAGAUCUCCCUCCUCGUAGAACAGCAGCGCAAAGACGCGUCACAGCGCAUUGCGCAACACAUUCUGGCAAAGGAGAUCGUCGAGCUCGCUCACGGCGCCGCAGAAGCAAAGAAGGCCGAAACAGCACACAAGGAGGCCUUCAGCCACGGCACAAACACCUUCUCUCUCGGCGCACUGCGCAAUACGCUCGGAACCGCUAACCCCAACGCCGGGCUAGGCGCACAGAAAGAGCUGAGCGAGUUCGACAUGCAGCUUGUCGAAUACAAGCGUGCAUACGCCGCGUCCUCGGCGACGACCCAACCCGCCUCCGGCACCUCCACAUCUACCUCUCCACAGACGAAGGACUCGGUCAUCACCGUUCCCCUCUCGCUCCUCCAACCCGGAUCUUUUCCCCGCGUGCUGCACGCCGCCGGUCUCAGCGCUACGAAGAGCGAAGCGCACCGCCUGAUCGCAAGCAAAGGCGCUUACGUCGUCGUGCCCAUGUCUGGCAGUGUCGAGUCCCCCACGAGUCUGAAGUGGGCGCCCAUCGAGGCCGGUCCGAGUGUGAACCCGCAGCACUUUCUUGUUGAUUUCGAGGCGCUGGUGCUCCGGUCGGGCAAGACGAAGAUCCAGGUCGUGCGAGUUGUGAGUGAUGAGGAGUAUGAUAAGCAGGGGCUGGAUAAGGACAAGAGUGAGCAGGUGAGAAAGAAGCUUGGGGAAGAGGCGGGGGAAGAAGCGGGGCAGGAUGCGAGGGUAUAACCGGGCAGGACUGCGCAGGAGGCGGAGGCUGCGAGGACGAGCACGGGGGAGAGCGUGCCGUUCCAGUCGUCGUAGGCGUGUAUAUAUCAGUACGAGAAAGUACCUGUGCUGGGGUGUAGAGUAGCUGGAGAACGGUCCAUGGUAGACCAAUGUACAACAUCACACAGCCGUGCUAGCCCGCAGCUCGA
Didymella exigua CBS 183.55 is the source of this 2025-nucleotide messenger RNA. Its product is annotated as tyrosyl-tRNA synthetase. Gene Ontology annotation, biological process: tyrosyl-tRNA aminoacylation. Bases 353 to 1837 code for a protein of 494 amino acids. Lineage: Eukaryota; Fungi; Ascomycota; Dothideomycetes; Pleosporales; Didymellaceae. The transcript has 4 exons. Gene Ontology annotation, molecular function: ATP binding; tyrosine-tRNA ligase activity; RNA binding. Gene Ontology annotation, cellular component: mitochondrion; cytosol. The record is from RefSeq and is a predicted model, not a curated record.